AUGGAAGAAGACGAGGAUCCUACUGAGCCAGCGCGUGGUACGCCCACGCAUCCGAUCGAAAUCUCCGAUGGAUCAUCAUACCAUGGUCCCCAAUACCAAGGCCCUGACAGCUUUAUGGCCUUGUUCGACCAGCAUGAGUGGUAUUACACACCAUCUCAGCAUGAGUCGUCACAGCAGCAGCAACAUCAGCGAGAUCCUUCUGAGGACCCGCACUUUGAGGCAGUGACGCCACCGCCUCCCCCAGCUACUCAGCCAGUAAUGCCCGAUCCGCCAAGGCGGAGAAGAUCAAACGAAAGAAUGUCUACCCGUGGAGGGGAUUUCCACUUUAGCACCCCUCGACAUUCGAAUGGUAGCCAUUAUCCAUCCUUACCGGAGGAAGGGCCUUCAAGCCCAGCUCACGAGGCGAACUCAGCACCGGUUGCACGUAAUUCGCCACCAUUUGGGGACGACCGCCCGUUACCCCCAUACGCAACAAACUAUAAUCCGUAUGAGCCAACAUCGCGCGCGCACUACCACUACAACUACGAGCGCGACCCCUAUGUGGUAGCGGCCAGGUAUGACGCCCGCUACCCAGACAGAGCUCAAGGACCCCCAAGAGCGCCAGAUUACUCAGCACAUGGGUAUCCCGCGCCACCAAGACCUCCAGCUCCUCAAGCACAACCACGAUUCUCUCCUCCUGAGCAAGAGGAGAUACUCCAGCGAUUAGACCGCGUGGAGAGAGAGUUUGAGGAAGAAAAGAAAAGCCACCGAGGCUUCCUGAAGGGCUUGGCAAGCCUAUUGAAGGGCAAGAAGAAAAAGCGAGACCACUAG
Helianthus annuus (common sunflower) is the source of this 810-nucleotide messenger RNA. Its product is annotated as extensin-like. NCBI's taxonomy places the organism in Eukaryota, Viridiplantae, Streptophyta, Magnoliopsida, Asterales, Asteraceae. The coding region runs from base 1 to 810 and encodes 269 amino acids. The transcript has a single exon. The record is from RefSeq and is a predicted model, not a curated record.